UUUUUGUUGGGCUCGCGGCUCGCCAUGUUUAUUACGUACGUAUUGAAGGUGGUUCGCUGCAUAGUGCAUACCUUGCUCGAAUCCUCUGGUAAUUUGCUCGCAAAACUUAUAAACCCCCAUUCACUUUAUUGAAAGCUUGGAUCUUUCGGUGUCUUCGUGAUCAUAAAGAACUAUGAGCAGGUUGUUAAGGGGAAAUGCCAAAACGGCCAAAACUCCUAACAGCGCCCGUGCCAAAAGUACUAUUUCGUCCGGAGAUGCUCGACUAACAGAGUGGAAGAAUUUCUUUCUGGACAGUGGCAUUCCAGAGCAUGCAGCAUCGGAGUACGCUGGCAUUUUCAUCAGUGAGCGCAUCAACUGUUCCAUGCUUAAAAAUCUCGACAAAGGCUACCUCAUCGAUAUGGGCAUUAGUACCAUCGGCGAUCAGAUAGCCAUCCUUCAGGCGGCGAAGCGCCACAAUGGCGAACGCUGCGCUCCGAAACGCGCUGCCUUGUCCACGUCAGUUGACUCAAUUCCCGCAGGAUCACCUUUACCGGGUGAAUGCCACCUUGACUUCGUAACUGGGACGGCGCAAGUGGACAUUAAAGUACUCGCUCAGCUGGAUCUCCCAACCGUCAUUUCUAAAACCAGAGUGUCGGGGUUUUGCGUUUGUUAUACUGCUGAAUCUGCCAUUAAAGCCGGCUUCACCAUGGAUUGGAAAGAUGACAGUGUGGUCAUCGUAGUCAGUGGCACCACAGACGCCGUGAAUAAACUGAAGAUGAUGAUUGACUCUCAGGUGACUGCUCACUGCUCUUAGGCAGAAAUUCGCGAUGCUGCCAUGGCAUCCAUCGAUCUCGUGCCUCCCCUCCGCACAAAAUCUAAAAAAAUGGAUAAAAUUCCGCAGUCGAUGCCCAUCGAAACCCAGAAACGGCGUUUCUUUUGCGAUCAGUGUCCUAAAAACUAUACUACUAAGUACACGUUGCAGUGCCAUAUUCUGCAAUAUCACGAACAUUAUAAUGAUCGCUUUGUGGGAUGCCAAAUGUGCGGGAGAAAAGUUAAUCGUUUUUAUGCCAAAAUGCAUCGAUGCGGAAAGAUAAAAGAAGAAUAAUGCAAUAUUAUUGUUAGACCUAAUAGAAUUACUUAUCUGAUCUCUUGAAAUUACGACUAGGGCAACGGAAAUGUGCAGCACUAAGAAAACCA
Messenger RNA from Paramacrobiotus metropolitanus, 1176 nucleotides. RefSeq lists its product as uncharacterized. The record is from RefSeq and is a predicted model, not a curated record. The transcript has 4 exons. The coding region runs from base 173 to 793 and encodes 206 amino acids. Gene Ontology annotation, cellular component: nucleus. Lineage: Eukaryota; Metazoa; Tardigrada; Eutardigrada; Parachela; Macrobiotidae.